Molecule: messenger RNA, 2640 nt
Organism: Ruditapes philippinarum (Manila clam)
Lineage: Eukaryota; Metazoa; Mollusca; Bivalvia; Venerida; Veneridae
Exons: 2
Coding region: 346-2562 (738 amino acids)
Source: RefSeq, a predicted model, not a curated record
GUGGUAUUGCAUUAAUCUUUAUUGAAAUAUUUAAUCCAUUUUUUUAAGUUGAAAUCAGUAGUUUACAUUUUAUUACUUUAUUUGUGAUAGUUCGAUUCAACUCGACACAUCAAACAAAUUGUGUUGUAAGCAAACUGUUGAUAAGUAGAUUACACUUAUAUACACAUUUCGCAUUACAGUUAAAAAAACAACACAAUUCACAUAAGCCAGGGAGACACAGUGACACUCCUUGUGAAUAGAAAUAAGGCCUUAACUGAACUUGACGAAAGAACAGCAGAAACAUUGCGUAAACUUGAUGAGAAGGCAUUGGCUGUUCAAAAAGAAGAAGCUGCAAAACGAACAGAGAUGAAAGAACUAUUAAAAGAUGAACUUAUAAGAUGGUACAACACCAAUCAGAGUACAGUUUUUCUUUCACCAAUCACAGAUGAUGUCCCUACCCCUCUUGCCGGGUUCUACAUUAUGCCAGAAAUUGACAUACAGACCUAUCUGCCAGGCGGUAGGAAAGAAACAACUAGAGUCAAGUCAUUACAGGACCUGUUUACAUCUGGCAGGUACAGUUCACGGGAAAUAUAUUUAUCAGCUGUCGCUGGAUUUGGGAAAACUGCAUUUUCAAAAUAUCUCGCUUUGACAUGGUGUCAAGCUCAUAAAAAGGAUGAAAAUUAUAACCAUUUUAAAGAAGAAGAAUUAGAGGCGAUAUCUUGUUUUGAGUUUUUAUUUUUGGUGCUAUUGAGAGAUUCAACUAAAGUAUGUGAUGUCGACGACAUGAUUGAACAACAAGUCAUACAAUUUCUUCCGUGCUCAUCUUCAUUGCCAAAAGGACUAUUAAAGGAUAUUCUACGUGAUGAAAAAUGUCUUGUUAUAAUAGAUGGACUAGAUGAAUGGACUCAUCCUGACAACUUUUGUACAAGACUUCCUAAAGGUAUUCCGCAUCGAUAUAGACGUGAAAAGUGUGUAAUCUUGACAACGACCCGGCCAUGGAAGCUUGGAGACUCAAACGUAAAGACAAGUCAAAUGGACAAAACAAUAGAGCUAGUUAAACUAAACGAAGAUAAUUCAAGGCAAUUUAAGCUAAAUGCACUGAAAAUAUUGAAUGUAAACCUUCAAGAUGAUGAACUGAAAAAUGAAGUGUGUAGAUUUGAAGAAUCAAUCAGUGGUCAUGACCUUGAAGAUAUGGAAUCCAACCCCCUUCUUUUACUCUAUCUUAUAUGUUUAUGGGUUGCAAAAAUUCCAAUAGGAAAUUCUGCAGUAGAAUUAUAUACAGGCAUUAUUCAGCUCCUUUUAUCUAGAACAGAAAAGUUACAUGGAAAGUUUCAUUCAUCGUGUGAAAUAUCCCAUAGUAAUGUUCCUGAAUGUUUCAGAAAACAUAAACAUUUCUGUCGUUACUACACAUUUCUGAAGACCAUUGGGAAACUAGCUUUUUAUACAUUGUUCGGUAGGAAAAAGGAGCAAACAUUAGUUUUUGAUAAAAAUGUUGCAGAAAAAUAUCUUGACCAAGAAGAUUUGAUAUCAAGCUGUCUAUCAGGAAUAUUGUCAGAAAGUAAAGUGAAAACAUUAAUUAAUGAAAGUGCUAAAAUCUCAUUUUUACAUAAAAAAGUGCAGGAAUACUUUUCAGCAUUAUUUAUAAGUUUUCAAAAUACAAGUGAAGUUCAGGAAAUCAUCUUUGAAGAGUGCAACUGCUUACAAAAUAUUCUAGACAUGUCAAAAGUGUUUGGAUUUAUUAGUUACAUGAACCCUAAAUUAAUGUCUUCACUAUCAAGUGAUUUGAUGCCUGUGAUAAACAAUGAUGAAAAAACAAACAAAUACAGAACUUUGAUAUAUUAUGAUUUCGUGUACAUUAAGCCAUUACAAGACAUACAAGACAUGUACAUUUGUUGUACUAAAGAAAGCCAGGAAAACAAAGACCUCAACUUGUGCUUACAAGAUUUUAUCAUUAAUGAAAAAUGUCACCAAGAAAACUACUUCAAACAUUUACAACAUUUGUGUCAAAAAAAUAAAGAAAACAUUAAAUCAAUAAUGAUAGAAAAUGAAGGUAUUUGUAGUCUACAAGACAUUAUCAACUUAUUUACACUUUCUCACCUUCCACAUAUAGAGAAAUUAUACUAUAGAGGUGAAAUUGUAGAAGAGGAAAUAAUGAGCUUGUUAUUUAACCCUUUAAAAUGUUUAACUGUGAUAUCAAGUAAAUGGGAAAAUCAUAAAUUUGUAGGAAGACGUUGCCGGCUGUCUUCAGAAAUAAAUGAAGGACUGGUGAAAUUACAACACCUGGAGUGUUUAAAUAUACAAUGUUUCACUAUGACCCACAAGGUAAUGGAGACAUUGUUAAAUUUCCUCACUAGUAAAAAAUCAAUGAAAGAAAUAAGAUUGUACAAUUUAUACUGUAGUGAUCAUGGAACCUCAUGUAGGGGAUUAAACCUUGACCUGUCUCAACAUUCACAACUAGGACAUUUAGGAUUGCUCGGGAUACCUGUGUCACAAUUAAACAUGGAUGUAUCGUUGUUAGACGUAUGUGAGGUAGGUACCUGGUGUUGUGUCGUCUUAUCUAAGUCAACUACCAACAGCCAGUAGUCAAAAUAUAUUGACGUGCCAAAGCUUAAUUCUGAGAUAUUUUCGUUUUGGGACAGAAUCUCGCUUUUGUGAUAUAAA